Ilex paraguariensis (yerba mate) is the source of this 1134-nucleotide messenger RNA. The record is from the annotation of a GenBank genome assembly. Lineage: Eukaryota; Viridiplantae; Streptophyta; Magnoliopsida; Aquifoliales; Aquifoliaceae.
GUUCCGACGCCACAGGGUUUACAACUUCCUUCACAUUCAUCGUUGCCACUUGCCACUGAAACUCAUUCGAUCUCUAAACUUUUUCAAUAAAGAACCCACCAGCUAGUCGUCAUAGCCCCUCUCAAUCUCUCGAUUCAUCGCUAUGCUUAUUUAGUCUCUAUAAUCUCCAACAAAGUCCUUAGCAUGAGGUACUUGCGUUUCAUCUCUCAUUCUCUCUCACGCCAUUGCGCACCCAUUGUCCAAAAAUCUAAUCACUUCCAUUAUCUACAGUUCAUAAAAUCAAAUACUUCAUCUCAGUCAAACCCUUCAACCCGAAUCUUUAAUUCAUACAGAUUUACAACUGGGUCAUUAAAUAGUUCAAAUUUUGCUCGGAAAUUCACUGCCACUGCCCAAGAAUCAAAACAUGUUCCGUCGGAGAGAGUAUCAGCAAUUGUGGACGAAAUAUCGGGUCUGACAUUGCUAGAAGUUUCGGACUUGACGGAGGUCCUGAGGAAGAAACUGGGGAUCGAAGAAAUGCCGGUAAUGGCGAUGAUGAUGCCAGGUAUGGGAUUUGGAAUGAAGGGCGGAGGAGUGGCGGCGAAGGGGGAGGAGAAGAAGGCAGAGAAGACGGCGUUUGAUUUGAAACUUGAGGGAGGGUUUGAUGCGGGAUCGAAGAUUAAGAUUAUUAAGGAAGUGAGGACAUUUACGGCGUUGGGAUUGAAGGAGGCCAAGGAUUUGGUGGAGCAGGCGCCCACAUUGUUGAAGAAGGGGAUCACGAAGGAGGAGGCAGAGAAGAUUAUCGAGAAGAUGAAGGAGGUUGGGGCUAAAGUGACAAUGGAGUGAGAAUCGGUCAAAUGGAAGGACAACAAAGAACAAGAAGUGCGAAGCUUAAGGAUGUGAUUUGUUAAACAGGAGCAUCAGUGGAUAAUGUUCACACUAAAUUGUUUAGGCUGAGCAGAUGAGGUUCACGUUGCGGGCUUUUUUUUUCUAUCAUGCAGAGAAUUUCUGUUCGAGACUUCUUUUUUUAUUUUUUUAAUAACUUAGAAUCAGCACCUUCAAGCUCAAGUAAUGCUCUGUAACACCUCUACGGUAGAACUGAUUUUUAAAAAAUGAAUGAUAUCUGGAAGGAUUUGGCAAAUCGAUCAUAUACCUUUU